This is a messenger RNA of Effrenium voratum, 696 nucleotides long. The record is from the annotation of a GenBank genome assembly. Lineage: Eukaryota; Dinophyceae; Suessiales; Symbiodiniaceae.
AUGGGCGGCUCGCGCCGCCGGGACCACGCAGAGUUUUGGAGUUCUGACAUGAAAAAGACAUCGACGCUUCUGGCGGCCGUUUCGCUGGCCGUCCUGACGAGUGCCGGCGCGGCAAUGGCGGCCGAUGCCGUCGCCCUUCCGCCCGAGCCGCCGGCAGCCCCGCCGGUUGAAUUCACGCCCACCGCCACCUGGUCCGGCUUCUAUGCCGGCGCAUUCGGCGCCUACAAUUUCGGCCAGUUCGACGCCUCCAUUGGUGACAUCAAUGCCGACGGCGCCGCGGGCGGCGCUUUCGCAGGCAUCAAUUUCCAGGACGGCGCGUUCGUCUACGGUGCCGAGGCCGAUCUUGGCUAUUCGGGCGCACAGGGCACGCUGGGCGGCGCGCUCGCCGAGCAGGGCGUAUUCGGUUCGCUGCGCGCACGCGUCGGCUACUCGUUCGACCCGUUCAUGAUCUACGCGACCGCCGGUGGCGCGGCCACGCAGGCGAAGGUGACAGCCGGCGUGAACUCCGAUGAGAACACCCAUCUGGGCUGGACCGCCGGUGUCGGCGCGGACGCCAUGCUGACCGACAAUGUGUUCGGCCGGCUGGAAUACCGCUACACCGACUAUCAGGACAAGAAUUUCAAUCUGGGCGGCACGGUCGUCUCCUCGGGCUUUCAGGAGAACACCAUCCGCGCCGGUAUCGGCCUGAAGUUCUGA